UGCUAUUGAUGGCUCCUCCUCCGCUACCUGUAAAUCUGCGAUGCCAUCUUCCAACAAAUGGAUGUGGCAGGCGGGCGCCGGAGCCGAAGAGCGAGAAUUACCGAUAGUAUUUGUGUUUUCUGCAACCGAUUUCACCGAUAAGGAUAUGACAAGUUGCGACCUUAAACGCGGAGGAGCGCAUUCAACAGUGCGUCGUGCUGAGCUCCAGUAGCGGACCUGCCGAAAGCUGCGCCGCUCAAGGUGGAGGAGUGAGUCCAUCGGCUGGCGAGGACAGCGCGACUCUUCACUCUAAUAAUAAUCAUAAAAACUCAGGUUUUAUUCGUCGGGACAGCCGAAAAAAGCGAGAGAUUUGCGGAGUUUGCAACAAAAAAUAUGAUUUUUACGCACAGAUCAAACGGAUGACGCGCAAUUCCAGCCCCGAACGCGCAUCGCCAGGCGCACCACUGCUAUCUUGAUUUGAAGGGAAGUUUAUAUUACUGUGCGUGUGACUGCCGUCGACUCAACUUUUUUCACGUCUUUGCUUCCAUUGGAGCCAGAUGAGAAGGCAGAGGAGCGGAGGGUGGUUGACUGAACAUGCCUGAGCCGUUGGGGCAUCAGGGGGCGCUGGCUGGAGCUCCCCAAAGCGCCUGAAUCUCUAGUUGAGUUGAUUUGUUUGUUUUUGAAGGGGGGUGGCUGGCAGGUGACCAGAAGUCGAUUAUGCCGAAAAACAGGGAGAAAUUCAACCCGGAUCCGUCCAUCCACAUCUCCAAGAUGAUGAACGUGAUCAUCCCCCUCUCACCAGAUGUGCCCUGUGACAGCAACGGCCAGCGGAUGUGGUGGGCUUUCCUCGCCUCCUCCAUGGUCACUUUCUUUGGGGGUCUCUUCAUAAUCCUCCUGUGGAGAACUCUCAAAUACCUGUGGACUGUGUGCUGCCACUGUAACGCCAAGAAGAAGGAGGUCCAUCGGAUCACCACAGGCGAUGGCAUAAAGCGCGCUGACAAGGAUGACGCGGCGGCCAGCGAGGUGGGCUGGAUGACGUCCGUCAAAGACUGGGCUGGAGUCAUGAUAUCUGCUCAGACACUGACAGGAAGAGUUCUGGUGGUGCUCGUGUUCGCGCUCAGCAUUGGAGCCCUUGUAAUAUACUUCAUAGAUUCCUCUGAUCCGAUCGAGUCCUGUCAGAACUUCUACAAAGACUUCACGCUGCAGAUCGACAUGGCCUUCAACGUGUUCUUCUUGCUGUACUUUGGCCUCCGUUUCAUUGCUGCCAAUGACAAGCUGUGGUUCUGGCUGGAGGUGAACUCGGUGGUGGACUUCUUCACGGUUCCUCCGGUGUUUGUGUCGGUGUAUCUGAACAGGAGCUGGCUUGGUUUGAGGUUUUUAAGGGCCUUAAGGUUGAUACAGUUCUCUGAAAUUUUACAGUUUUUGAAUAUACUAAAGACAAGCAACUCGAUUAAGCUGGUGAACCUGUGUUCAAUCUUCAUAAGCACAUGGCUAACUGCAGCAGGCUUCAUUCAUUUGGUGGAAAACUCAGGGGAUCCUUGGGAAAAUUUCCAAAAUUCCCAGACACUUUCCUACUGGGAAUGUGUCUACUUACUCAUGGUUACAAUGUCCACUGUUGGCUACGGAGACGUUUAUGCAAAAACCACCCUGGGUCGCCUGUUUAUGGUCUUCUUCAUCCUUGGUGGUUUGGCCAUGUUUGCUCGCUACGUGCCAGAAAUUGCUGCUCUCAUCCUUAAUCGGAAGAAAUAUGGAGGGAGUUAUAACUCGACCAGAGGCAGAAAGCACAUCGUGGUCUGUGGUCAUAUAACACUUGAGAGUGUGUCCAACUUUCUAAAAGACUUCCUACACAAGGACAGGGAUGAUGUCAAUGUAGAAAUUGUUUUUCUCCAUAAUAUUUCCCCUAAUCUUGAGCUGGAAGCCUUAUUCAAGCGCCACUUCACCCAGGUAGAGUUUUACCAAGGGUCUGUCCUGAACCCACACGACCUGGCCAGAGUCAAGAUUGAAUCAGCAGAUGCCUGCUUGAUCUUAGCCAACAAAUACUGUGCUGACCCUGAUGCUGAGGAUGCCUCCAACAUCAUGAGGGUGAUAUCGAUCAAGAACUACCAUCCAAAGAUCCGAAUCAUCACGCAGAUGUUGCAGUACCACAAUAAGGCUCACCUAUUGAACAUCCCAAGCUGGAACUGGAAGGAGGGAGAUGACGCCAUUUGCCUUGCAGAGCUGAAGCUUGGGUUCAUCGCCCAGAGCUGCCUGGCUCAGGGCCUCUCCACCAUGCUGGCCAACCUUUUCUCCAUGAGGUCCUUCAUCAAGAUCGAGGAGGACACAUGGCAGAAGUAUUACCUUGAAGGAGUAGCCAAUGAGAUGUACACAGAGUACCUGUCGAGUGCCUUUGUGGGUUUGUCCUUCCCAGUAAUUUGCGAGUAAGUAAACUGAAAAAUCAACUUUUUUUGCUUUGCUACUUUUUGAUUUGUAUUUCUUUGAAACAGGUGUUAUGUCAGAAUAGUUUUGGCAGGCUUGUUGUCUUUUAGAAAAUCACCAAAAUUAUACUUCUUGUCAGUCAGAAACUGUAAAAACAGGAUAAAUCACUGAUGUUCAACUUUCUGAUGGUCCUUCACCAAACUCAAGCUUAAAAUUGCAUCAUUGCAUCAAUGUCACUUUAUUCUGCAUAAACCGUUUGCGCCAGAUUCUGUUCAAAUCUAAAAUUCUGUACUCCUCGGUGACUCACCUGCAAACCAACAGUCACAUGACAGAAAUUCAAAGACUGUUCUGCUGAGCUACAGGCUUUGUUUAUACAGAACAGAUAAUGAACAAGUAUGGAACCAGAUUAAAAAUGCAAGUAGUAAAAUAUCUGUAGUAUGUAUAGUCACCAUCCUUUUUCCCCUUCAGCACUGGUGACACCUGUGGACACUUUAACAGAUUUCUUGAGGGGUUUUCAAUUAUGUACAAUAAAUAGUAAAAUAAAUGUGUGUAUGUAUUUAUUUAUUUAUUUUACAAUUUUGGCAUUAUAACUUUAUUAUAUUGUACAGAAGGCAAUCUCGAGUUAACUCUUCUUACAGCCAUGAUUUUGCUUUUUCCGUAGAGGUGUAGUACUUUAGAUUGCAGAGAAAAAUGAGCACAGAGUGAGUAAAAAUGUGUCAGGAGGAGAAAACACCCACAAACUGCUUGAGACUUGGAGGGUUGAAUCAUUUUAUUAUUUAGACAGAAGGCCAGUUUUAGUUUUAUUUUGCUGUAUAGAUAGUAAAAAAAAAAUGCUUUGCACUAAACUAGGUAUUGAUGAAGCAACAUCCACAAAUGAUAUGAUAAUAAUUUCUAGACAUACUAAACUAUGACGUUUUUGUCCACAUUUUGGACGACAUACUAAACUGUGACAUUUUUGUCACAUUUUGGACGACAUACUAAACUAUGACGUUUUUGUCACAUUUUGGACGACAUACUAAACUAUGACGUUUUGGUGAUAUUUUGGACGACAUAUUAAACUAUGACGUUUUUGUCAUAUUUCGGAUGACAUACUAAACUAUGACGUUUUGGUGAUAUUUUAGACGACAUACUAAACUAUGACAUUUUUGUCACAUUUUGGACGACAUACUAAACUAUGACGUUUUUGUGACAUUUUGGGCAACAUACUAAAACUAGGACUUUUUUGUCAUAUUUUCGACGACAUACUAAACUAUGACGUUUUUGUGAUAUUUUGGACGACAUACUAAACUAUGACUUUUUAGUCAUAUUUUGGACGACAUAGUAUAGUAUGUCGAAAAAAAAUGUCAUUUUUUACACAUGUGAAAACAUGCCAUAUGAUGAAAUAAUGUAAAGUAGGCUGUGAAACACACUCCAGAAAGGUUUUCUUUUAAAAAAAAAAAUCAUCAUGAAUUUUGGCGCAAAAAAACGCCUGACUAUACUAUGUUGAAAAAAACAAUGCGAUUUUUCAAACAUGUUGUAAAACCAUGCCAUAUAAUGAAAUAAUGUAAAGGAGGCCGUGAAAAACACUCCAGAAAGGUUUUCUUUGAAAAAAAAAGCCUUUAUGAAUUUUGGCGCAAAAAAAUGCCUUACUAUACUAUGUCGAAAAAAAAAAUGCGAUUUUUCAACAUGUUGUAAAAACAUGCCAUAUGAUGAAAUAAUGUAAAGGAGGCCGUGAAAAACACUCCAGAAAGGUUUUCUUUGAAAAAAAAAUCAUCAUGAAUUUUGGCGCAAAAAAACGCCUUACUAUACUAUGUCGAAAAAAAAAUGCGAUUUUUCAACAUGUUGUAAAAAGGUGCCAUAUGAAUGAAAUAAUGUAAAGGAGGCCGUGAAAAACACUCCAGAAAGGUUUUCUUUGAAAAAAAAAUCAUCAUGAAUUUUGGCGCAAAAAAACGCCUUACUAUACUAUGUCGAAAAAAAAUGCGAUUUUUCAAACAUGUUGUAAAAAGGUGCCAUAUGAUGAAAUAAUGUAAAGGAGGCCGUGAAAAACACUCCAGAAAGGUUUUCUUUGAAAAAAAAAUCAUCAUGAAUUUUGGCGCAAAAAAACGCCUUACUAUACUAUGUCGAAAAAAAAUUGCGAUUUUUCAACAUGUUGUAAAAACAUGCCAUAUGAUGAAAUAAUGUAAAGGAGGCCGUGAAAAACACUCCAGAAAGGUUUUCUUUGAAAAAAAAAUCAUCAUGAAUUUUGGCGCAAAAAAAACGCCUUACUAUACUAUGUCGAAAAA
Messenger RNA from Amphiprion ocellaris (clown anemonefish), 4655 nucleotides. Its product is annotated as calcium-activated potassium channel subunit alpha-1. Gene Ontology annotation, molecular function: large conductance calcium-activated potassium channel activity. The record is from RefSeq and is a predicted model, not a curated record. The coding region runs from base 697 to 2400 and encodes 567 amino acids. The transcript has 15 exons. Gene Ontology annotation, biological process: transmembrane transport; potassium ion transport. NCBI's taxonomy places the organism in Eukaryota, Metazoa, Chordata, Actinopteri, Pomacentridae. Gene Ontology annotation, cellular component: postsynaptic membrane.